Messenger RNA from Zingiber officinale, 4309 nucleotides. Its product is annotated as thiol-disulfide oxidoreductase LTO1-like. NCBI's taxonomy places the organism in Eukaryota, Viridiplantae, Streptophyta, Magnoliopsida, Zingiberales, Zingiberaceae. The record is from RefSeq and is a predicted model, not a curated record. The transcript is spliced from 8 exons. Bases 3055 to 4098 code for a protein of 347 amino acids. Gene Ontology annotation, molecular function: oxidoreductase activity.
AGAUCGGGAAUGUCGGGGCAGGUUAGGUUCCGGGCGGAGCUUUCCCCUCAGGAGGAACCUGAGCCUCCGCUGAAGCCUUCUGAUUUGGGCGUUCCGACGAGCACUUUGAGAGCUGGACUUGGGGCCUUAGGGUUUCUGGAGGCCGCGUAUCUCACCUACGUGAAGUUCACUGGCGCCGAGGCCUUCUGUCCUGUCGGAGGCGGAAGCUGCGGAGGUGUUCUCAACAGUGAUUACUCCUUCAUUUUCGGUUUGCCUCUUCCCUUGCUUGGCAUGUUGGCAUAUGGAUCAGUUGCAUUGCUUUCCUUGCAACAGUCUGGAAAGAAUUUAAUUUCUGGACUAGGUGAAAAUGAUACUCGCUUCAUUUUACUUGUGACCACCACUUCAAUGGCAACAGCGAGUGCCUAUUUUCUUUAUAUUCUAAGCACAAAGUUUGCUGGAACAACCUGUUCUUAUUGUCUACUCUCAGCCCUUCUAUCUUUCAGCUUAUUUUUCAUCACUUUAAAGGACAUUGGCUUUGAAGAGGUCAGAAAUGGGAUUGGUCUACAGUUGGCCAUUGCUGGUGUCGUGGUUGUGGCUUUAACAAAUACAUACAGUAUGGCUGAUACUCAACAACCUGUGUGAGUUUUGACCAUUUUAGAACUAUUAUCUGCAUUCUUCUCAAAAUUUCUGGUAUUCACUUAUUUAAUUCCCUUAUGUUCGUAUAUUUAAUAUUGGCCGGUUAGAUCUUUGUAAUCAUCAACGUAGUUCUUUGUCAAGUAAACAUCAGUAAAUAUUUCGAAUAUUUUUUUAGUCAUAGGACUCAUAAUCCCGAUGAAGAGCAUUAUGUUUAUUUUCUGUUUAAUGAAUUCCCAAUAGGAAUUGAUCUGCUGCAUCACUAACAUAUCGACCCUACUGUGGACUGAUGAUUGAUGACUAAUGAUCUGGUAGGAUCCAACUAAGAUCAGUGGCUUUAUGGCUAGCAGAAAAAAUGUUGUCUCAAGCUCAAAAUAAUGAAACUAGGUACAUGUUCAAACUUUACGGUCCUUAUGCAUUGGAUUCAUCUAAUUUAUGGAUCCAUUGUAAAGGCCACAUCUGAUAUCCAAUUGCCUAUUCUGCAAUCAGCAGAGCAACAUAUUGUGAAUUUGAAGCACAUUUUUUACUUUCAGUCCAACAAGUAGCAACUUGAUGUAGAUGCCAAUGCGAUUACGAUAAAUGUCAUGUGUUGUCGCAAAAAUAUGCAUAUCAUCGUCGAUAUCUGUUGUCUGACUGUAUGUGUACCUCAUGAUUACUCUUGAAACAUAGGAUCUCGACUAUUCCAUCUGUUAAAAUAUGUAUUUCCUUAACCAUGAGGUACAUAUACACACAAGUAGACUUAAAUCCUUAGAAAAUACUUCUAGUCCUAGAUCAAAAGGGUCUGAAUCCUGGUUCAUAAGAAUACUAUUAUCUUUACCAUGCAGAUUGCUCUGUUUUGAACACUAUCUGAAUUACUGUCCUUCCUAAUCCUACCUAGUUAAAGAAGGCUUAAAAUCUAGAAAAAAAAUGCUGCAAAUCAUUCACACUGAGAAUUUUACAAAGGAUAAGUUGGUACAACAAUAUGGUAAGAUAUGGCACAAAAAACAUGAGUGUCGUAUGAAUAUAAGUACAUUCACCUAGUUGCCUAGAUAGAACCGUUUCUUGACCGUGCCAGAUGCCACACAUCUCUUUUCAUCUACAAGUUUUGGGUUCUUUUGUGAGUUAAUAUUUCACUUAAACUUAUCUAUGAUUAGAUUCUUUGGAUAUACAAAUACUGCUUUAUAUGCUCUUUCUUUCUUUUCCCUUUGUUUUUUUUGGCAGAUUAAGUGACAUUACUUUGGAGCCAUAUGAAACUGAGAUAACUAAUCAGUCAACGCCUUUGGCUCUGUCUCUCGCAAAACACCUCCGUUCCAUAGGGGCAAAGAUGUAUGGGGCUUUCUGGUGUUCCCACUGUAACGAACAAAAGCAGGUAACUUUGUAUCGCAAUAUCUUUUCUCAAAGAAACUUAUUUUGCAUGAAAAAUUUGAGAAAGUGCAUUAGGAUGGUGUAACAGUAAUUAGUCAAAUUUGAUGGUCAAAUUAAGUUUUCGUAAUCCCUGUAUUUGCAGGAUCAUCAUGCACAAUGAUGGUCAAUUCGAUAAUUAUAACUAAACUCACGCAUGAUUUUUUCCUUGUUUGCCAAAAAUGUUUGCACAUAUUAUUUGCAACUGAAACAGAGUUAGUUCUUCACGAAGUUCUAAAUCUACUUGCUGUUGUCUCGCUACCUGCUGCUAUUGUUCGUCGAGGCUGUAGUGAAGAAGCACAAGACUCAUUGAACUUUUUUAUUCCUAUCAGCUCUGUGUUGCCAAUAGUCAGAGACUGUAACUCCAGCUCGGAAAGACAAAAGAAUUCUUACUUUAAACACCUUCCUUUCUGUGAAUCUAUAGUCACUGUCGUAUAUUGCAGAUGUUCGGAAGUGAAGCUACAAAAGUAUUGGACUAUGUCGAGUGCUUCCCUAAUGGUGCCGGCAAGGGAAGAACCAUGGCUUCAGAAUGUUCAUCCGUCGGAAUCCAAGGCUUUCCUACAUGGGUUAUCAAGGGCAAGAUCCUUAGCGGGGAGCAGGAUUUGCAAACCCUCGCAGAGGCAUCAGAAUUCGUUGCAGAUGAGUUUAGUCCAUCUUAAUCCUUAUCGAUAAGUUAGAUAGCCAAAUGAUAAUCCUAUAAUUUGUAAUCUUCUGCGAUCAUCUGAAAAUCAUUUUAUUAUAGGACUUUCGUAUAAUUAUCUGUCGAAUAACUUGAUGGUUGAAGAUUUUGAUGAUGGGAAUGGAAGAAAUUUUGUAUUCAGUCUGUCCCCACUUCAAAGUGGUUCAAGCACAAAAAAAGGAAACACUUUCCUUACACGCAACUUGCAGACAUUUAGAAGAAUUUGGGUCGAGACAAGUCGCCAUCACUGUGGGUUUUUUCCUCCAUUUCAUCCGACGGACUGUAUUGAAUCCAUCACGACACACGCGUCGAAUCCACGGCUUUGGUUCUUCCACAGGCAGUACUAAGGAUCGAAAGCUGACAGAGAGAGGAGUAGCGAAAGGAUGACGAGGACGAUGGCUCUGCUCCUCCUCGUCGUCGGCCUCGCGGCGACCUCCACUGCCACCGCCACCUUCACCUGCAACUCCACCGCCAACGCCACGUGCCGCUCCCUCGUCGGCUUCCAUCCCUCGACCCUCACCACCUACGGCGCCGUCGCCGACCUCUUCCAGGUCGACCUCCCUUCCCUCCUCGGCGCCAACGACCUCCCUGCCGGCACCCCCUCCGUCGGCGCCGUCCAGUCCGGAGCGCCAGUUCUCGUCCCGAUCCGCUGUCGUUGCCUCAACGGGACGGGAAGGUCGGACCGGACUCCGUUGUACACGGUCCAGGCCGGCGACGUGGGGCUGCUAAACAUCACGGCGGUGUGGUUUGGGAACCUGACGACGUACCAGGAUAUCGCGGCGGUGAACGGGCUGCCGAACGCGAACAACAUCGAGGUGGGGCAGAGCCUGUGGAUCCCGCUGCCGUGCAGCUGCGACGAGGUGGGCGGGGAGGAGACGGUGCACCUGGCGCACAUGGUGGAUCCCGGGAGCUCGGUGGACGCGAUCGCGACCGAGUUCGGGACGACGCCGGAGACGAUCAUUUCCCUCAACGGCAACCUCGACCCGACGCAGCUGCAGGCCUAUCAGAUCCUCGACGUGCCCCUCCGCGCUUGCUCUUCUUCCAUCUCCAACACCUCCGUCGACUACGGCCUCCGCCUCGCCAACCACAGCUACGUCCCCACCGCUGGCGGCUGCGUCACCUGCUCCUGCAGCGCCGCCACCUACCGAUUGGAGUGCUCUCAAUCCGGAGAAAGCUCCGUGUGCCCGUCGCCGGCCACAUGCCGACCCAACUUUUUCAUCGGCAACACCACCUCGACCUCCGGAUGCACCGCCAACACUUGCGCCUACGCCGGAUACACCAACAGCUCCGCCGCCGUUAGCGUCUUGACCACCAACGCCACCGUCACCAGAACAGAUUGCAACGAUGGAGGAAUGAGCUUGCAAGGAGUCAAGUGGAGUGGUGUUGCUCUUCUUGUGCUACAUAUCCUCUAUAUUUGUUUCCAAUGAGAUGUGUGAGUUCUCGUCGGUAAUUAGGGUAAUAAGCGCGCGGUCGCAUUAACAAGUGCCUUUUCUUUUAGUUACAUGAAUAAAUUGAGGACCAUCAAUGUAUCGAGAUUUAUCGUGGAGGCUCCUUCACGAAGUAGCAUUGAGUUUACGAGAUGACUAUUUCUUGUUCCAAUGAGAUGUGUGAGUUCUUGUUGGUAAGUAGGGUAGCGAG